AUGCCUCAGCGGGCUCGGGAGUGGCGGUCCUUUUCAGACCUGUUCCGGGAGGGAGCCGGGUGCAGGCAGGAACUGAAAUUACUAUGCAAAGAGCAGAGGCGGCGCGCAGGAGCCGGGCGGAGACCGCGGGGGCCACCCCCCACUCCCGGACUGCAGCCGCCGCCGCCCGGCACUGAGCCAAAUUGGAGGUGGGAGUUCACGUGCCCGACUGCUCGUCCGUCAGGCCCGGGCUGCGCCCAUCUGUCCUCGCCGGGCAGCGCUGCCCUGCCGGAACAUCCGAGGAAGGGGCGGCAGGAGCGCAGGCAGCGGCGGCCGAAGCACCGGCAGCACCGGCUGCACCGGCGGCGGCGGCAGCAGCAGCAGCAGCAGGACGCCGAGCUCCGCCCCCGCCGCGCCCCCGCCCAGCCUUCCGUCCCGCGGGAAGGGGUUGCGGCGGGGCUGCUGCGGGCCAGGGGGCAACCGGGCACCCGCUGGCGGGUUGCGGUGCUGCUGCAAGGAGACCGGCAGCAGGUGGAAAGUUCAGAAGGAGAUUAA
This is a messenger RNA of Rangifer tarandus platyrhynchus (Svalbard reindeer), 534 nucleotides long. NCBI's taxonomy places the organism in Eukaryota, Metazoa, Chordata, Mammalia, Artiodactyla, Cervidae. The record is from the annotation of a GenBank genome assembly.